Messenger RNA from Diceros bicornis minor, 2907 nucleotides. It is a transcript of the gene CHST10, whose product is annotated as carbohydrate sulfotransferase 10. NCBI's taxonomy places the organism in Eukaryota, Metazoa, Chordata, Mammalia, Perissodactyla, Rhinocerotidae. Bases 434 to 1579 code for a protein of 381 amino acids. Gene Ontology annotation, cellular component: membrane. The transcript has 9 exons. Gene Ontology annotation, molecular function: sulfotransferase activity. Gene Ontology annotation, biological process: carbohydrate biosynthetic process; proteoglycan biosynthetic process. The record is from RefSeq and is a predicted model, not a curated record.
GGCUCAGGCCGCCGGUGGCGGCGCGGAGGCCUCCGGGCGGGGCGGGGCGAGCCUCCCGCGCUCCCGGGACGCCCGGACCCCGCGCGCUUCGCCCCCAGGCCCGCGGGGCCUGAGCCGAGCUGCGCCCCCAGGGCCGCGGAGGGGCCGCAGGACCCCGGCGAGCUGCGUGCGGCUCCACGGAGGAACUUGCCAGGUUGUUAAAGCUUGAAGAAAUACCAAGUCCCAGAGAACAUCUUGCAUUGGAAAAUUUGAUCAUCUUAUGCAGGAAUCCCUAGCCAAUAUCAAACAUGUAAAACAGUGACAGGAGGAACCAAGAACCUCAGGCAAGGCAAGUACUGCAAGAAAUGUGGACCCCAGGCUUCAGAAGCAGAGUGCAACGUGUGUGACCCGCUGAGGACGGACGUGCUCUGCACGGCUCCUGGGCAGUGAGAGCAUGAGGCACAGCCACCCCCAAGGUUCGGCACAGGCCCUCGCAGGCAAAAUCCCUGAAUGGCUGGCGUUUGACAACAUGCACCACCAGUGGCUUCUGUUGGCCGCAUGCUUUUGGGUGGUUUUCAUGUUCAUGGUGGCUAGCAAAUUCAUCACGUUGACCUUUAAAGACCCUGAUGCCUACGGCGCCAAACAGGAGUUUCUGUUCCUGACCGCUGUGCCAGACGCGGGGAGGUUGCCGGGAGAGAAGCACUUUCCUGAGGAACUGCAGCCGACUGGGAAGAUGCUUUCCCACAGCCGGCUUCCUCCACCCCUGGUCUAUAUGGAGCGCCUAGAACUCAUCAGAAACGUCUGCAGGGAUGAAACCCUGAAGAAUCUCUCACACACUGCGGUCUCCAAGUUUGUCCUGGACCGAAUAUUUGUCUGUGACAAGCACAAGAUUCUUUUCUGCCAGACUCCCAAAGUGGGCAACACGCAGUGGAAGAAAGUGCUGAUCGUGUUAAACGGAGCCUUCCCUUCCAUCGAAGAGAUCCCCGAAAACGUGGUUCACGACCACGAGAAGAACGGCCUCCCUCGACUCUCCUCCUUCAGCGACACAGAAAUUCAGAAGCGCUUGAAAACAUACUUCAAGUUUUUCAUCGUAAGAGAUCCCUUCGAGAGACUGAUUUCUGCAUUUAAGGAUAAGUUUGUUCACAAUCCCCGCUUUGAACCUUGGUACAGGCAUGAGAUCGCCCCUGGCAUCAUCAGGAAGUACAGGAGGAACCGGACAGAGACCAGGGGCAUCCAGUUUGAAGAUUUUGUGCGCUACCUGGGCGAUCCAAACCACAGGUGGCUGGACCUUCAGUUUGGGGACCACAUCAUUCACUGGGUGACGUACGUAGAACUGUGCGCACCCUGUGAGAUCAAGUACAGUGUGAUUGGUCACCACGAGACCCUGGAAGACGACGCCCCGUACAUCUUAAAAGAAGCUGGCAUAGACCACUUGGUGUCGUACCCCACCAUCCCUCCGGGCAUUACCGUGUAUAAUAAAACCAAGGUGGAACACUACUUUCUGGGCAUCAGCAAACGAGACAUCCGGCGCCUGUAUGCACGUUUCGAAGGGGACUUUAAACUCUUUGGGUAUCAGAAGCCAGAUUUUUUGCUAAACUAAUGCGUAGGAUUGUGAAUUCAAAUAUCUUUGUUAGACCAGAGGCUAACCAAGUGGAGAUGUGGGCACAGAAAUGAUACUUCCUUCAUCACACUCCUUCUGAAGACUCCUGCAGUCUCCAUGGACCUGUGCGUGCCUCGGCCGACGAAGCUGGACCCGGACCGUUACGACUCAGUUUGGACAUAAGGCAUAUUGAGGGCCUUUGCCCCACCAACUGCUACCAAUGCCGUUAGACCUUUGCUUUCCUCAGAAGGGGAAAAGGUCUAAACAUUUGCAGUCUUACAGACCAGGGGGAAAAAUUAUAUGGCAUUAGGAGUCAUUUCCCUCAGUUGUCAAGGAGGUGGGUGCACUCCCAGCUCCUCUGGAUGGUGGGGUGGUCCUGCCUUUCACCAGUGGAUUGCAGGAAUGGCACCCAGCACUUUGAGGACAGAUGGAGAAGCUAAUGGUCUGCAGCAAUCACAGGGGCUAAUACAGGGUGAAAUCUGAGUAAUAAAAUGACAUCUCUGGCUUUCACCUGGCGCUGCUAUCAUCACAGAGGCAAACCAUUCUUUCCACAACUAUUUUGUUCCUGUGAAAUUCAGGGAUGACCCGAGGGCACUUUUCAACAGUCCAUCUUUCAGGAUACAUGCCUGCGUACCGCCAGUCCAUGUAUCUGAACCUCUGCCUGCCAAGUGAUUAUCUCAUUUAGCCCAAGAGAUAUAUUUUGAAAGUGAAGGGAGUGUAUGUUCUUUCCACCUGAAAAAGGGAACAUCUUUGGGCACCUGAGAAGGAACAUGGCGUGGGAAAAGGAAGAGCUGGUUGGGUCUGGAGCUCAGGCUGCUGUGCAUUUGGGCAUGUCCAUCCUGAUUAUGGCCCGUCUCUUUGUCCCGUCUGGAUGGCGGUUCUCUACCUGUCAUCUUCCAGGGCCCUCCCCUGGGGCCGAAGGCAAGCAGGGCCACAUGCCAGCAUUGCAGAAUCAGUGCCGUUUACGCAUUUCAGUUUCCUUUCAUCUCAGCAAAAUGCUCACCACUGGACCCAUUUCUGAUAAUGCCAUCAUCCUGGACUAUAAGUUGGAUAAUCAAGUUCACCAGCAAUAAAAUCCUGGGCCGAGGCAGCCUCCAGGAACGCAUCUUCCAGGCACUGUGGAGCAAGCCACGGCUACCAUCCCACUCUGCCUGACGGUGAGGGCCCUUGAGACACAGGACGGUUUCCCUAGUAAUAGUCACAAGUGCUCGGCUCUGCCCAUGAGCCCAGUUUCUCUUCCAGGCAGCCUCAACCUUCCCUUUCUCAGAAUGGCUCCCUGAGUUUGUAAAUGUGAAAGUCAAAUAAAAUAAAAAAUAUGUGCCAAACCU